AUGACCAUCAACGAUGCGACACCAACGCCAGCCCCAAUCCCAGCCUUUGCUGUUGUGCUAAGAUCUCUGCUAGACUGCCCGCUAGAUGCCGUGUCAGGAUUUGUGGAAGAAUUCUCUGUUGUGGAAAUAGCUGCAUUGCUGGUUAUGUCUGUCUUUAUGGCUGUUGCUGUUGCUGUUGAUGUUGAUGUUGAUGUUGAUGUCCCUGCUGCUGCUGUUGUUGCUGCUGUGACCGGACCAGUUGGUACACCGAAUACAGCAUAG
Messenger RNA from Penicillium manginii, 261 nucleotides. RefSeq lists its product as uncharacterized. Bases 1 to 261 code for a protein of 86 amino acids. The record is from RefSeq and is a predicted model, not a curated record. NCBI's taxonomy places the organism in Eukaryota, Fungi, Ascomycota, Eurotiomycetes, Eurotiales, Aspergillaceae. The transcript has a single exon.